Messenger RNA from Besnoitia besnoiti, 774 nucleotides. Its product is annotated as AP2 domain transcription factor AP2VIIb-2. Lineage: Eukaryota; Apicomplexa; Conoidasida; Eucoccidiorida; Sarcocystidae. Gene Ontology annotation, molecular function: DNA-binding transcription factor activity. The transcript is spliced from 4 exons. The record is from RefSeq and is a predicted model, not a curated record. The coding region runs from base 1 to 774 and encodes 257 amino acids. Gene Ontology annotation, biological process: regulation of DNA-templated transcription.
AUGCGUGGAGUGAACGUCAUAGAAGAGCCGAACGAAGGACGGCCGGCGCCUCUCGGAGAAAAACACACGGAAGAAAAAUCUGAAGCAAGGGGGUUCGGAGCAGGCACAGCAUCCGCAUCAGUAUUGAGCCAGCAAGCGACACCUCCCGGAGGGAACUUCUGGCAAACUCAUGAACAGACAGAGAAGACAGAGACAGAGGAGGGGGGCGAAUCUACAGUGUACAGACAGCCCGAGGGCAUGGUUCAACACGUCUUCCAGUGGGGGAUUGGAAACGCCUUCCGCGCGAUCAGUGUAAACAGAUACCGACCAGUGCAUGCUGCUCGACCGAAGGAGGUGUCUAUACACCCGAGCUACUUCGUCUCGCCGCACCCAUGCGUGAUUUGGGAGCCGCUGAACGAGGCGUGGGAGGUCUACUUCUACGAAAACCGCAAGAAGUCCGCCAAGCCGUUCCCCGUGAAGAAGUUCGGCAUUGCGCGGGCCAAGCGAGAGGCACUCGACUUCCUCAAGCAGAUGGAGGAGGAAGGGCGUCUGGAGAAGCCGACGUUCGCGUCAGGCGUGGAAGGCGUCACGUUUGACCAAGUGACUGGGAGCUGGAUAUGCCGCUACAUCGACGCGGACGGGCGCAGCAUGUCCCGCGGCUUCAGCGCAGACUUCCAUGGCUUUGAAGAAGCGAAAAACCUCGCGGAAGAACGCAAGGCGGCGACGAUGGAAAACCUCCGCAACGACUUCCUCGGAGCGAACAUGCGGCUCGUCAAAGACAAGCAGACAAGCUGA